Messenger RNA from Chaetomium fimeti, 2800 nucleotides. RefSeq lists its product as uncharacterized. The transcript is spliced from 4 exons. The record is from RefSeq and is a predicted model, not a curated record. NCBI's taxonomy places the organism in Eukaryota, Fungi, Ascomycota, Sordariomycetes, Sordariales, Chaetomiaceae. Gene Ontology annotation, biological process: regulation of DNA-templated transcription. The coding region runs from base 281 to 2800 and encodes 839 amino acids.
GGCAAUCCGGCUUCCUCCCCGCCAUCGUUUCGAGUUCAACGAGCGCGACCACCAGUCCCGAAACAACCAAUAAGCGCAUUCUUUAGCUGAGGCGCGACGACACUCAUUUAGAUACGCGCUCCCAUCAGAUGAACGAGUCACGCAACGCGAGUCCCCCUCCUUGAAGCCGCGUCCGUGUCAACAUUCAACACUCAACUCCCACCUCACUUCCGUCGCAAACCAAACCAUUCCUUGGAGACGCGACGCGCUCCCGAGAUCGCUUCCAACGAUCACCGUGAAGAUGGACGCCGAGGAACAAUACUUUGCCUUUGAGAACCGACUCAACUCGUUCCAAGGCCCCCAGCCCGUGUCCAAAGGGAAGGCCUCAGCCGCCGCCUCGCGUGCGCCGAAGGCACUCCUCUGGCCACACAAGACACUGUCACCCUUGGCUCUCGCGAAAGCCGGAUUCUUCUUUCAGCCGCACCCGAAGAGCCCAGACAAUGUAGUGUGCUUUCUGUGCGAAAAGUCCCUUGACGGGUGGGAGGAGAACGACAACCCGCUAGAAGAGCAUCUGAAGCAUUCGCCGACAUGUGGCUGGGCUAUCACAGCGGCAAUCGAAGCCGGCUACGGCAAUUACGGGAAGGUGCACCCCCUCGACCCAGCCAUGAUCGAGGCACGGAAAGCGACAUUUGCAGGGCGGUGGCCGUACGAGUCGAAAAGGGGGUUCAAAUGCAAGACAAAAAAGCUUGUCGAGGGUGGCUGGAAGUUCACACCAUCCGUCGAAGCGGAUGACAUGACCACCUGUGCCUAUUGCAAUCUCGCACUUGAGGGGUGGGAGUCUGACGAUAAUCCAUUUGAUGAGCAUUACCGACGCGAACCCGGUUGUCUCUUCUUUGCCCUCAUCAACCAGUACCCAGCCCCGAAGAAAGGAAGGGGCAAGGCAGCCAGAGCCUCCAAGGCCUCUCGGCUUUCGGUGCAGUCCGUUGCCACCGUUGCUACAACAGCAUCGGACCUUGGCUCCCUCGGGGACAUCACGGCCGAUCACGACGACAGCGUCAUGACCACGGCGUCCACGGCGACACAGGGCGAGAAGAAGACGGCCAAGGGUCGCAAGACUGCCACCGGCAAGGGCAGGAAAACCAAAGCAAAGAAGAAUGAUGAUGCCGUUGAGAUCUUGGAAGAUGAGCCACAAGAACCUCCGCAGCUGCCUGCUGUCAAAGGACGCAAACGCGCGAGUGACGCCAUGGAAGACCAUGCCGCGACCAAUGCCGAGGCACCGGCUCCAAAGAAACGCGCCGGCCGUGGUAGAGCGAGCGUCGCUGUCGACAACUCAUCGAUCCCUGAUUCUGAGAUGGUUGAUGCUGCCCCCACAAAACAACCCGCCGGCAAGAAAAAGGCUCGGGCGUCCACCUCGAAAACCUCCCGGAAGGCUUCCCAGGCGUCCAUCAGAUCAGAGGCAUCUACAGCAUCCCUACGCGCCCACAUGCCUGACGACGACGAGCUUGACCGCCAGCUCGAGGCCGACCUAGAACGUUACGAGAGCAAUGAGGAAGACAUGGCCAUCAUACAACCUCCCCCCCCAGCGAAGGGACGUCCCAAGAAGGCCACCACUACACGGAAGAACAGCGCCCAGAGGAAUGCCGGUAGCGAGUCCUACGCCAUGUUUGACCCAACACCCAUGGUGCCAGAUGAGGCAGAGAUUGAGGCCGAUCUCGAGGCACUCCAGGCAGAAAUGGAAGUGGAACAAUCCGCGGAUACAAAACCUUUGGUAGUGCCCAAGAAGGGCCGCAAAACUGGGGCGCGCAAAGUGUCCAAACAAACGAAGAAGGCCAAGGAGCCCUCGCCUCCGCCUAGUCCAGCGGAAGAAACAUCACGCCAUGAGCCAAUACAGUCUCCGGCUCAGGAGACCCAGCAACCAAUAGAGGAGUUGGAGCCGGAAGCGGAGCUCGCAGAGGAUCCCGACGCUAGCACGGGGACCGUCGUGACGAAACCCACCAGUCGCCCGACCACUGAGAAACGGGGAAGAGGGCGGCCGAAGAAGUCAACAGCUUCAGUGGCCUCUGUCGAAGGUCAAGAACAGCGCCGGUCCAUUGGGGCCGUGGCCCAGCCCCAGGCGCAGGUAGAGACAACUCGUCCCCGAGAGCCCAUCCCCGCAACGAAGAAUACGCCCGUGAAAAUCCUCAGAAAGGCAGUGCCUCCCCCGUCCCAUCGCCUGGCCUCAACUCCAGAUCCAAUGACGACCACCCCACCAAGAGCGUCAAAGACUACCCCCGCCCCGCCCGCAUCCGCGAGCCGCAUGCAGCCACCCCCGUCAACCCCCAGGACCCGUCCCACCCCGUCCGCGCGAGCAAAUCAAGCCACCCCGCAGACCUUCGACGCCGAGAACCCACCGUCCGCCCUCCAACCCGCCGCGAGCGUAAUGCCCAGGCGCCCCGUGCUCGCCCCGCUCUCCGUCGCCCAAACCCCCCAGCGCAGCUCCCCUUCCAAGCGCAACAUCGUCGCCGGCCUACAGAGCAACCACCCCUGGCAGCCCGCCGAUCUCGACCUAGUCUUCUCUUCCUCCCCUGCCAAGGGCAGCGACAGCAGUCCAAGCCACGGCGGCGGCGACAAAGAGAACAGCGCCGUGUCGAGGCUGCUGCGCAAGGGCGCCGAGCUGACGAGCCCCGAGAAGCGCAUGACGGUCGAGGAGUGGAUCUACCACAAUGCCGGGCUGGCCGAGCAGAAGCUGAAGUACGAGUGUGAGGCGAUGGUGGCGGCUUUUGAGGGGGAGGGUGGGAGGGCGCUGAGCGUCCUGGAGGGGCUUGUUGUUGAUGCUGCUUGA